Gymnodraco acuticeps is the source of this 3501-nucleotide messenger RNA. Its product is annotated as zinc-binding protein A33-like. The coding region runs from base 88 to 1638 and encodes 516 amino acids. NCBI's taxonomy places the organism in Eukaryota, Metazoa, Chordata, Actinopteri, Perciformes, Bathydraconidae. The record is from RefSeq and is a predicted model, not a curated record. The transcript is spliced from 6 exons. Gene Ontology annotation, molecular function: zinc ion binding; protein binding.
CCACUCCCUCUCAGUCUCGGAGGGAGCGGAAGAGCAGUCAACUACUUUUUCUGUGCGGCUGUUUAAAGACUAUGUUCCCAGCAGAGAAUGGCGGACGUCACAAUUGAGGAGCUGCAGUGUGAGCUUACCUGCCCGGUGUGUCUAGAGCUGUUCAGGGACCCGGUCAUCCUCGAGUGCGGACACCACUUCUGCCAGGUGUGCAUCCUUCAGUGCUGGGAAGUCAAGGCCGACGAGUUGUCGAGUUGCCCAAAGUGUAGAAAGUCUAGCGGCGGGAGACUGCGACCCAACUCGCUGCUGUGCAACGUGGUGGACAGUGUGCGCAGAGCCCGGUGCAUGGACACGGCCUCGGGGAUAACCGGGUGGGACUCAGGGGGUCCUCUGGAGGAGCCGGAGGAGCGGGAGCCGGGGUCCAGCAUGAGCAGCCUGGCCUCCUCCACCGGGCACUGGCCGCGCCUGGGCAUGGAUAUGUGCGAGGAGCAUGAGGAGAAGCUGAAGCUCUACUGUGAGGACGACCAGCUCCCCAUCUGCCUGGUUUGCGGCAUGUCCAGGGACCACAAGACCCACAAUGUCAUCCCCAUUACAGAGGCCUUUGAAAACUACAAGGAUAAGCUGUCUAUCGCUCUGGAGAGGGUUGAGCUGCAGACAGAGGAGGCCACGCUGUUCCAAAGCCAGACCAAUGAAAGGAUCCUCCUCAUUAAGGAGCGAGCAGGAGACCUGGAGGAGAUGGUCACCGCAGAGUUUGGCCGUCUGAGGGAGUUCCUGCUUGAGGAGGAGGAGCGCAUAAAGGUGAAACUUCAGAGGCAAAAAGAGCAGAAACUCAAACAGCUGGAGGAGGCGCUCACUGAGACCACAGAGCAAAUCAGCCAAAUGGAAAAUAUAGCCGACGAGCUUCGCCUCAAACUGACAGAAGAGGAAAACCCUGAGCAACUCAAGGGAAUCAAAGACUUCAUUGGAGGGGCUCAGAGUUUUUUUGAGCAGCCCCCAGAGGUGACUGUGGAUCUGCAGUCAGGAGAGUUCCUGGGACCUCUGCAGUACAGGACAUGGAGGAAAAUGAGCUCAAUUUUUCAGCCAGCUAUCACCGCUGUGACCCUUGACCCGAACACAGCUUACCCCUGCCUGUGGGUGUCCCCGUGUUGCACCAGCGUCCAGGUGGGGAGAAUCCAGACCAACCUGCCCAACAAUCCAGAGCGCUUCACCCGCUACAACAUCGUGCUGGGCUCUGAAGCCUUCUCCUCUGGGAGACACUACUGGGAGGUGGAGGUGGGCAACAAGACAGCGUGGGGUCUGGGCGUGGCCACCGCCUCCGUCAACAGGAAGGAGGAGAUCAGCCUCUGCCCAGAUGACGGCUUCUGGACCCUAGUGCUGAGGGACAACGGUGACGGCAACAGCGAGUACGAGGCAUGCACUGACUCAGAGGAGACCAUGAUAUAUCCCUCCAAACCCCCCAGCAGGGUGGGGGUCUAUCUGGACUAUAGUUCUGGUGACGUUGGGUUUUAUGAUGCAGGAAACAUGGCCCACCUCUUCACCUUCUAUGGUGCAACAUUCAAAGAGCCUGUUUUUCCGUACUUUAAUCCUUGGCCAAUUAUCAACGGAUACAACAGGGAGCCCCUCACCAUAGUUACACCACACUGGGGAUAGAUUCCCCCUUCAUCUCAGAACAGAUCCAGAAUAAAACUGCAGGACAAAGUUAAUCAGAUGUGGUGAUAAUGAACUUGGCAGUGACCCUGAAACGUGAGACUUUAAAUAAGAAGAUGAAACUACUAAAGAACAAGACAAGUGUCAGACAAUGUCAGACAAGUGAGACUUUAGAACACAUGGCUGUUGAUACUCUAUUUGUCUUAUGGUCAACACAUCAAAGAAAAUAUUUGUAAUGUUGAAUAGAUGUGUGCCUGGCCUCUCUGGACGAGCUUUCACUACGAGCCCCGGCAUGUUUCCACCUGACACCGUCCGUGAACUUCAUUCGCAAUUCUCAGAUUGUCUCAUUGAUGUUAUCAUGUUCCCGAUUAGCAGUUAGUCUAAAUCCAAAAAUAUUGCGAAGUAGGUGCUUUUCGCUUUGACAUCAAAUCCUCCGCCUUCCUGUUUCUCAACUCUCCGUGAUAAACAAAUGUGACACCCCCGCUGCUCUGUGCUGCAAAUCUGCCGCUGUGAGGAUCAGGCACUUUCAAUUUGUUGUUACCGUGUCCACCAAUUCGACUAAGAAUGUGGUUUUAUUUCUAUAAAAAAAGGCUAAAAGAGAGUGGGGGCAGUUGGGAAGUAAUUGAAUCAGUGUAUGCCAGAACACUGUUUCACCAGAAAAACUGACUAUGAUGGCCUACUAACAAAUACUGUCUGUGUAGCCAAAUACGGAUAUAUUUCAUAUCUUUAUGACAUAUAGGAACUUCUUUGUAUUUGAAAUGAUAGGAAGUGCCAUCAACCUCAUGGCAUGUUUACUGCCCUGAUGCAUUGUGAGCUGUGACACUUUAGACAGGUGUGCUUUUCCAAGUCAUGUUGGUUGGUUAGUCAGUUAUCAACUGCAAAUAUCACAACUGGACUCCAAUCCCACCUUUGAAACCUCUCAAAGAUGAUUAAGAGAAAUGAGGGACAUCUGAGAUACAUUUUAAGAGCCAAAGGGUCUUCUUAUGUCAUCAUUAACUUUUUUUUUUUUUAAUACAUUUGCUUGUUAAACCUGGUUUCACUUUGUCAGCACAAGCUUUUAAGAAAACAUUUCAGUAAACAUGAAUGGGCUUGGGGCUGGGAGCCAAAUGAGUACAGAGAAACAGACUACUUUUUGUGUUGCUUUUAGUGUUGAAGAAUGGCUAUAUCCUAUUUUGUAUUUGUUCUGAAUUCAUUAGAAAAGUGGUAGGUCAUAUCACUUUGUAAUGUAGCCAAAGACUUAAAGGGUCCAUGACAAGUUUUAGAUUUGUAGGAGCCUAUGAGUUAUCAUGUGACAGCUAGCUGGUGCUCAAAGAUACACACAAUGCCAUUUGGACACUGAAUGGUUGUGUGAAAAAACAUUUCAAAAUUGUAUUAACAGUCGAUGCAAAAUAUUUUAUUGUGUGUUUUGGAAUAAUAUCUAACAUUAUAAUAUCAUAUAUUUUAAAACCGUUUUAUAGCCGUUAUAUAUCCAAUCAUGUUAUUCUAAUAACAUGUAGAGUUCAACUGAGGAAAUGAUGUGUAAAGCAGAUGACUACUAAUAUUGGUUUCUAAAUGCCUUUACUUUACAAGGUAAAUAUACAUGAAUGUUCCAUCACAAUUAAUACAACAAACGAUUGAUCAGAAAUAUUUUCUGAGUGUUUUUGAAGUUUUUAAUAAGGAAAACACUAUCUAGAAAUGUGCCGUUCGAUUUGAAUAAUUCGAUUAAAUUUCCUACUAAUGUUGUUGUUUCAUUUGAUUCCACUAGAGGGCGCCCUCAUCUAGCUUUGAAGGCAGCACCACUGUCUCUCUGUGCUCUUUAUAAUACAGCUUUAAACUAUAACCAUAAGGAAGCUAUCUGCAGACAAAAUAAAGCUUUAGGUAACAUCU